AUGCAGAGACGAUGGGCUUCAUUGGCGGGGUGCCGCCUCGGGGCGCUGCGGAUUCUUGAUGGUGGAGAAAGCAGCAUUGUGGUAGACCUGGGCCUGGGGGCGUCGAAUGGUGCGGUGGCAGUAUCGAUGACGUGGCGGCACGUUUUGGUGCGCUUGGUAUGCGGGGUGACGGUGCAACUGCUCAGCACCAUCGUUGGCACGAAGCUGUUUCAGAUGGGCAAGCUGUUGCCCAUGGGCGACCCUGCCGAAGAGAAACGAUCGCCCCCUCUUGCAGGGCUACCACAUCGUUUCUCUGUGGCCCUAUCUGCCACAGAAAGGAAUUGCCCAGCUUGA
Messenger RNA from Ostreobium quekettii, 333 nucleotides. The record is from the annotation of a GenBank genome assembly. Lineage: Eukaryota; Viridiplantae; Chlorophyta; Ulvophyceae; Bryopsidales; Ostreobiaceae.